This is a messenger RNA of Mizuhopecten yessoensis (Yesso scallop), 4968 nucleotides long. RefSeq lists its product as uncharacterized. The transcript is spliced from 11 exons. The record is from RefSeq and is a predicted model, not a curated record. The coding region runs from base 112 to 4857 and encodes 1581 amino acids. NCBI's taxonomy places the organism in Eukaryota, Metazoa, Mollusca, Bivalvia, Pectinida, Pectinidae.
GGAAAAUGGCGACCCCCAUGGUUAGUCGAUUUAUUGGCGCUCCGAACUCAAAACGACACAUUUGCCUACACUGAGCACGUCCCACAUGUUUGCUACCUAUGGCACUGGGAAAUGGAUCUUGUAUAUCUAUCAUUUUUCAUAGCAAUCUUCCUUUCUGCCGCAUCAUUCGCGGUAAAGGUAAAUACUGUUGAAAGUAACAGGAUACCAAAUGAGAAAUCAUGUGGAAUUAAGAUCGGGUGUUAUAAUGCAUCAGUGACAAAACCUCUAUGUGGAAAUGGCAUUGUCACAUAUUCACCAGACUUAAAUUAUACAGCAGAGUUUGAACUCACCGGAUGCGAUGGACGAAGGAUAGAGGGCGUUCCCGUAUCAUGGCGGGAACUCAGCGAAUCAGCAGCCGACAAUGAAAUAACAUCAUGCAGAAAUCAGUGUCAAUGUUCGAUACCCAUAGGGAUUAUACAAAGGCGGAUAGGAAAUCCCCUGGUGCUGGAGAUUUGGACGUCGAUAGUACCUAUCCACAAACUAGUUAGACUAGGAAUCAUACUCAACGUCAAACCACCUGAACAUGGGGUUUAUACAAAGAGAAGCAAGGUAUCCGCCCAGACUUCUGUGUCAGGAACAAAGACCAUUGGUCCACGAACAAAACCAAGAACGGCGAAGACAUACUCCAUUAGAAAACCCCGUAAGCGUCCUUCAAGAGCAAGGACAUUUGAAGAUCUUGUACUUGAACAUUUAUCCAGCAGCGCAAUGACAUCACAGGGACAAGAAAAGACCAAUAGAAGUGACAGGAUUUCUUUCAGUCGGAUACCAAGUAGAUCUUUUGGUAAAAGCAGACACAGAAAUGUUAAAGUGACCAGCAGAAAACCAGGAACACAAAAUCAAAAACACAAAUCGAAGAAAGAGAAAAUAUCAACAAAACUGAUUGCUGGGGCCGCUACCGAAAUGUCGGUUUGGGGAACUGUAAAGAUAAUGAACACUACAAGCUAUGACCCAAAUAUGACAGAUACAUCACCAACCGUUGCUGAAAGUAAAGACAUUACCAGGAAUCACUCGGGUAGAAUAAAAAUGCCAACCGCAAUAGUAAAUGCAUCUCGAGGUAUAAAUGUACCUGUAGUUAAAACUCAUAAUAAUUCAAAGGCCAUUGGAAGUCUUAGUGUACACAGAAAAGUCAAACCAUUGAGUUUGAACAUAACAUUGACUAAGCAUGGAACAUGGACCAAAGGCGGCAAAUCUAAACUGAAUAUUCACAGAAAAAUGGAAAUACGAAUAAAUAGUAACAUAUCAGACUCUAACACUGCACUGGAUUCGAUAUUGAGUUCAACGUCGCAGAAAAGAAAACCUAGUUUAGUUAACAAAUAUCGCGGCUAUGUGCGCACAUCUGCAUCAAGCAAGAAUGACACGAGGGUUAGGAAACAGAAACAUACAAAAGACCAAGUGAUGUAUAACUGCGUGGAGUUUUUCUGUGGAAAGCAAGGGAAAAAAGGGCGAUGUCCAAAGAUCCUGGUUCUUCAGUGUCUUCACCUGUCGUCCGGGGAGAGAAGACAACUAAUGCUCGGAGAUAUUCGAGAGGAAGUGCAGCAACUAAUCGAUAUGUUCAACGUGUCAAAGUCUGAUCUGAAAGAGAUCGAGAAGUCGGCCAAAGCCUCUGCUCAUCAACUAAUGAUACAGAAUGGAAACGCGAAUACCUUUUCUAAGAAAAUUGGAAUAGCGACUGCUGAGAUUCUACGGAAACUCUACAACGCGUCUUACUUGGCAUCCAGAGCUGCGAUAACAGAAAGAUUUGGAUGGACUAGAGAAGAUGCAAGAACGGGUUCCAUUCGAGUAUUCGAAGAAUGGAGCAACUGGAGUCACUGCUCGGCAUCGUGUGGAACCGGUAUAACCACGCGAUCACGUGUGUGUCCGCAUAAGACGGCGGAAUGUCUAACUAAGCCCAGCCACGUGUCGAGGGUUUGUACGACGUCCGCUUGUCAUAAGGUCCACCCACAACAGCCAAUGCCAUGGUCAAGCUGGUCAGCAUGUUCAGUGACGUGUGGCCUAGGUCAGGAGAAGAGAUCGAGAACGUGUGAUGGGGGCUCUGGACGAAAGGCUAAAACAAAGAUAACGCUCAAUAGGGACAGGUGUAAGGAACCGAUCACAAUGGCUAGGCUUUGCAUUAUGUCUACAUGCAAUGCAGACUCCAAUACCUGGCGGAAGACAGUGCUUCUAGGUUACGACACGGUGCUGAGUUGUGGAUUGUCGCGCCCCUGGUCGUCCCCACAGACUUAUUGGAUAACUCCUGGUGGAAAUAAGGUGUCCCGAACUACACAUUUACCAAGAAUAUACAUGGUAAGUGACACUCUCGUAAUCCAUGGGGCCCAGAAGUCGGAUGAGGGAGUCUACCAUUGCAUCGUCGACCAACUACAACCCAGCCAAAUUGUCACGACGGACACAAGAAUAGAGGUAUUGACUUGCUCCUCGUCACCAUGUGAAAACGGAGGCACAUGCAAAGAACAAAGAUACAGCUUCCAUAGACAGCUCAAACAGGUCACGUGUGCAUGUCGAAAAGGAUAUGGAGGACGUCACUGUCAGGACCAUGUAUCACAUAGCGACUUUCGCCUCUACGUUCUCGUCGCAUGUCUGAUUGGUCUUCUGUUCUCUAGUUUGCUUGGUUUCCUGGUAUACUGCUGUGCAUACAGGAAAGCUGAACAAGAUAAGCCAAAACUGUCUAAAAAGAAAGAAGUAAAGAACAAACCUGGCAAAGAACCUCAGAUGUUUGAACAUUUAGUUGAAGAAGCCGACGUUUCGACAAACCUGGACAGUAGUAUUAUCCACAGUGACGAUUCGUGGAUACAAAUUUCAGAAAAGGAUUACCAUGACUUUCAGGAACAAACAGCAUCCAACUUGCACGGACCAGUCAGUCGUAGUCUCCCUGUCCUGAAUGCACUGUCCUUCAAGACCACAAGCAUGUCGUCCCAUCCGAUGUUACAACGGAAGUCUGUAUCGAAUACAGAAAAUCGUACCCGUGACAAUUAUGGUGACAUGCAACCAGAGAGCAGAACGCAUGUUUUUCCGGAUCAACCUGAUGGAAAUGCAUACGAGGUCCCUACAUCUCCUGAAAUAAAAUCUAAGAUUUUACUUAUAAAACCUAACCGAAAGGCUAAAAGUUCUCCAGAUUUAAAAGCGAAGAAGACAGUGUCGUUUCAAGUUGAAGGCGUAAGGGAUAACGCAAAAGAUCACAUGGAUGAAAAGAUCAAGUCCAUGGCGAAUGGAUCUGCACACCAGGCGUCAUUUACAUAUAGAGGAGGUCAGCAAGCAUCGACAACUAGAUCUCCAUAUCAGAUGUCGUCGACAGCUAGUUCCGUACGCAAGUUAUCAUCAACUAGUCCUGCAAAGCAGAUAUCGACAAAUAGUUCCGUAUGCAAGAUGUCGUCAGACCCGAAUGAAGAUAAAGAUUUCUUAGAUAUGAGUGAUGCACAUCAGUCUGAAAAAGAGUUGGUCAUCGUUACAUCGGAUUCGAUUAUAGGAUUACACGGAGAAAAAACCAACCGUGAUUUAGAAGACGGUUUGGAAAUCGUCCAUAGACGGACAUUUUCUCCACAUGAGCAAAGUCAUGAUUCAAAAUUGGAGGAAAAUGUUAAGCAAUCUGAAGAAGACAUGAAGUAUACACCUGUUUACUACACGUAUCAGCCAUCGGCUGAUAAAGACGAUCUGUAUGUGGAUAUGUGUGAGUUUGUUCACAGGAACACAUUCUUCCCAGAAGAGGAUGUACAACAGGCCCCGUCUGAACAGCUAUAUGUCAACCUGAUGGACAAAUCAGCUGCCUAUUCAGACUAUCAAAUUCCUAUCAACAUUCAAACCAAACAAUAUUCACACCCAGAAACAAAUAUGUCCCAGGCAACUUCACAGGAAGAUUGUGGACUAAAAACUACAAACGUGGAAAACGACGAGGAUGACGUUAUAUUCAAGUCCUCUAAUCCGGAGGAUUUAUCUUUAGAUCAUGAGGCCAAUUCUAGUAAUCAUAGCUACACAGAAGACCAAAACACACUGGACCAGAUCGUAAGUGACUCUGAGCGACUGGAUAGUUCAACUUCUUUGGAUAAUGUGCGCACCGCUGAUAAUCAGGAAAUGAACUCUUUCAAAUUCAUUGGAAAACUCAUUUCAUCGACGUCGUUUGAGGGAGACGACGAGUGUUAUGAAAGUGAUCAAAGUAGUACCCUGUGUCCAAUGCCUGAUUUAGAUGGGAGCGAGUUUAUUGACGACGGUUCGUGGGAUGCUACGCUAAAAGAUUGCUUUUCUAAUAAGAUAGACGAUUCUGCAGAAGUGCUUGACAGCCUAGUGAGGAGUUUCGAGAAACCUAGAUCAUUUGAUACCUCAACAGAACUAGACACUGUCUCAAAGUUGCCUAACGACACAGAUGGAAUGACGUCUUCAUUUGAUGUGUCUCUCGGUGAUCUUUUGGAUGGAAUUGAUAACGACAGAUUGUUCGGACAAAUUACCAGUGACAAUGACAAUGAUCCUGAUUCUUGUUUAUCUUCAUGUUCUGACAUUGGCCACCGAGACACAGAAGCAGGUAAGAGCCCCAGCAAUGGAAGAUCAAAAACAGAAAUAAGCCAGCACGCACAAAGUUCAAGUACCUUUGAUAACUCUGAAAUACAACAGCAACCAAAAACAUUUUCGCCAUCUUCUCCUAGAACGCGCAUGUGCAGAGGGCAUUAUGAAAUGGUGUAUGGUCCGGCUAGUUAUCCAAGUCCGAUAUUUCAACUUGAUUCCGAAUCUAGUAGUGACGUCCAAGGAAUGACGACGGAGGUAGAAAACCUCCCCUUACAAGCAUACCCGACAGAACACCAUUAUUCAUCGAAAUCCAAUAGUGAUUUUCCUUGAUUUAUAUCAAUAUGAAUAAGGCUGUCAUGAUUCUUUAUUUGGUUCGCGAUUGAAAUUUCUAUCUAUAAUUACCUAAAUGUAGAAAAAUUAAAGUCAUGACGUUAUCUUAAA